AUGGUAACUCUGGCAACGAGUAUACCAAUUGAAACAUUGCGAUUGCUGACCAAAGAUUACGACAGCCCUCAAAGUCCUCAAAGCUCAGUCAGAAGUGAUAAUGGAUAUCAAUUCAGCUAUUCUACUGAUGACCAAUCUCGCGAUGAACACGCCGUAAUCGUUGUCCACAGUGACGGGGGAAAAGCGGUAGAAAUUUUCGACGUUUCAGGAACUUAUUCCUUCAUCGGGGACGAUAAUCGCAGAUAUACUGUUGAAUAUACGGCUGGAAUCAAUGGAUAUCGGGCUAAUUUGGUGAUUUCUGAUGUCACGCCACCUCCUGUUUAUCACAUAGAUCCCAAUGCACUGAAAUCCCUCGUUGGAUAA
Phlebotomus argentipes is the source of this 363-nucleotide messenger RNA. RefSeq lists its product as uncharacterized. The transcript has 2 exons. Lineage: Eukaryota; Metazoa; Arthropoda; Insecta; Diptera; Psychodidae. The coding region runs from base 1 to 363 and encodes 120 amino acids. The record is from RefSeq and is a predicted model, not a curated record.